This is a messenger RNA of Trichoderma virens Gv29-8, 1478 nucleotides long. RefSeq lists its product as uncharacterized. Gene Ontology annotation, molecular function: protein binding. NCBI's taxonomy places the organism in Eukaryota, Fungi, Ascomycota, Sordariomycetes, Hypocreales, Hypocreaceae. The transcript has 3 exons. The record is from RefSeq and is a predicted model, not a curated record. The coding region runs from base 260 to 1204 and encodes 314 amino acids.
GAUAAUUGCAACCAUCGAUAUUAGCCGUCGCCUGGCUUUUGCUGGAUACCCGAUUAACAAAUCUACAUUGAUUUCCUGUCCGCGCUCGUCUAUUUCGCCAUCGAAGCACCGUCUGUGUCGCCGCCAAAACAGUUAGCAAGGGGGGUCAUACGCUAGACCACCCCCCUCCUCCUCUUUAACACCAACUCCCCUCCUCUCUCGCUCUGUCAUCCUCCUCUCCAUCAUCACCCUUUCGACUCCCUACAGCCAAACCUCUCCCAUGGCCGACUACGCUCCUCCCUCAGGGCCUCCGCCGCCCAAGGCCCCCGAAGUUCCUGCCGGCUGGGCCGCCCGGUGGAACGACCAGUACAAAGAAUGGUUCUACGUAAACAUCUACACCAAGAAAUCCCAAUGGGACAAGCCCACCAGUCCUGUCUAUCCUGACGGAGACGCCCCGCCUUCUGGUCCCCCUCCUGGCUACGACGGUCGCAACGCUCCCCACACUUCCGAUGCCAAGACGAACCCCUAUGGCGAUCACAGCAACUCUGGAGGCUCAUCGUCAAGGCAAAACCAGGAAGACGAGGAUGCCCGCCUGGCGGCCAAACUGCAGGCCGAAGAAAAUGCACGAAACCGCGGCGGCUCUAACCCUCCUGGCUAUAACUAUUCUGGAGGUGCUGCCGACUCGUACCGCCAGCAGAGCACCAGCCCGUACCCUCCCCCGCAGAGCAGCCCAUAUGGUACGCCUCAGCCGCAGCAGCAACAGGGCGAAUCGAGGGGUCUUCUGGGCAAGCUGACCAGCAAGAUCGCCGGUAAGUCUCCCGGUGGCUUCCCCGGUGCCCCCGGUGCUGGCGGCUACUCGGGCUAUGGACCGCCUCAGCAGCAAUACGGCGCUCCCCCAGCCCCAUAUGGCGGCCAGGCUCCUUACGGAGGAGCACCUGGUGCCUACGGCGGCGGGUAUGCUCCCGGAUAUGGCGCUCCUCCUCCAGCUCCUUAUGGCCAGCCCGCUUAUGGCUAUCAACAGCAGCAGCCUCAGAAGAAGAGCGGAGGUGGUCUCGGUUUGGCGGGAGGAGCUGCCCUCGGUCUCGGUGCUGGUGUCGUGGGUGGUCUCUUGAUAGAUGGUGCUAUUGAUCACUUCGAAGACGAAGGAUAUGAGCGGGGCUAUGAUCAAGGAUAUGACAAUGGAUACGACAACGGAUUCGAUGAUGGCGGCGAUGGCGACUUUUAAUUAGUGGACUAUGUGAGCUAGCUGCAUGUUUGUUGUCAUUUAUAUAUAUACAUAUAUGAUGCAUGGCUAGAGGAAAGAAUUAGGGUUGGUAAUUUUACUUGUUUGCCUGGUUGGUCUGCUUUUAGCUAUUCACAAGACAAGACUUAAUAUUGUCGUUUUGGCUAGGAUUAGGAGGACGGCGUUACGGAAUAAUGCCAAUCAUAUGAAGCUGAUGAUACAAGAUAAAAAAAAGCCCUGAGAUUUUCAAAGUUCCUCAGAGCCCUGCCUUGAAACC